Messenger RNA from Ectocarpus siliculosus, 1115 nucleotides. The record is from the annotation of a GenBank genome assembly. Lineage: Eukaryota; Phaeophyceae; Ectocarpales; Ectocarpaceae.
UUGUGGCGGUUGCAUUCAUUCACGAGUGGGUCAGUGGGCCCUCAAACAACGAAUCGACCGGCGCUAUUCGGAGCGACCGGCGCUAUCACAGUACAGCAUGGCUUGGCGAAUCUGUGUGUCAAGCAAUGUCACCGGCGCUUUCGAGGGCCACGGGCGUUUUUCCACCGGCUUUGCUGAGGUCCCACUAGAGUGCCGUGGUAUAGUUUUCGUUUUUUGGGUGGGGGAUGAGGGAUACGGCCUCUCUCCCCCUUGUGGCGAAAGCUAUAUUUUUUGCGCCUUUUUCGUCUAGCCGUGUGAUGAUGUUUGGGCGGUAGGAUUAUUGAUUUGGUCUCUCUGUUUUUGUUGUGGGGACAACCAACCCUGCUUGGACUGCUGCACAGCAGCAUGGUGCCCUAAGUUACUUUCAACCAAGUGCGAAAAAGGAGAAGAACUAGUUUUUAUUGCCAAGACGCAGUCUUCGCCUGGCCCACUACAGCGAGCUGGAUUUCCAUAUGCUGUAACGAGAAGCCUUGUUUUUCGACAGGAAAUUUACUUUGGGUUUCGAAUAGCUGAGGUAUAACCGUCCAGAGCUACGUGUACCACAGGAGUAUAUUGGUUGAGGAAUGGCUUGAAAAUGAUACCACCGGUAGAUUUUUCUCGGGGGCUACACUGAUAGGAUACCUGUGAGAGGGGGGUCGUCUUCGUCACACGGGACCACGCAGAUUGGAAUGACGAAUGGGAUUCUAUUUUCGGUAGGUAAUAAAAGAAUAUUACAAACUCAAGUACAAUGGUUGGGGUUUUCCAUCGAAUGGCAGAAAUAAUAAUGAAUGUUUUCUUUUUUUUUGUCGCCUUGCGUGUGGAGUCGCCGUAAACACAAAUGUGUCAAGAAUCACUGAAGGUACAUCGUGUAUGAAAGUAUGCGGAGGGGGUAAUCCUACUACCUGGACGGAACUAGUGUUUUCCCGCUCCGCUUUUCGGCCUGUGUGCGUUGCUUGGUUUAAUCUCACCAGGCAAUUGGCGGAGAGUGAGAGAGGGGACGGCGGGAGGCCGCCCCCAUUACCAUCUGUCUGGCCCCUCCCUCUGUUUGGAUGUUUCUUUCGCGUUGUUGCAGUUUUUGUGGGAAAGGAGUGUGUGCA